AUGCGGAGAAAAUGCAAGGCGCAGUCUGGUCAGGCUGGGUAUGUGAAUGCCGUCACACACGAAGCGCUGAGCAGCUCGGCCGACCGCUCAGAAAGGCGGCUGAUCCGCAAAUCCGAGUCAUCUACCAGCAUCGGAAGGCCUUGCUUUGGCUUCGCUUCGCUGCUCAAUUGGACUGAUUACUCCACUUCUGGAGCGUUAGUGACACAAUUUGGGGGCCUGGAAUACAUGUGUUGCACACAACCGCCACGUUCUAAAAGAACAACAACUAGCUCAGCAAACGCCACAUUUGCGAACACAGAAGUCCAGAUACGAUACCGCGUUGCAAGGCGAGAGGAAAUUGAACAGUCCCUCGUUCCGGUAGUAGUAAGACUGUCCCAGCCGAAAGCGCGAAACAUGCUCUUCUCCCACUGA
This is a messenger RNA of Pyricularia pennisetigena, 411 nucleotides long. RefSeq lists its product as uncharacterized. The record is from RefSeq and is a predicted model, not a curated record. Bases 1 to 411 code for a protein of 136 amino acids. NCBI's taxonomy places the organism in Eukaryota, Fungi, Ascomycota, Sordariomycetes, Magnaporthales, Pyriculariaceae. The transcript has 3 exons.